CAUGUGGAAGGAACAUUUUUUUCUACUUUCUUGAGGUCCAGGGUAGAGGGGGUGGCCUAACCCAGGGACAAUGAAGAUGCAAUGUUGAAGAAUAAGCUGGAGGGGAAACGCAAAAGGCACCAUGGAAAAGACCAAAACAAAGCAAGGAGAGAAUGAACAUAUACCGAUGAAUAAUCCUUCCACACAGAUUUACCAGUUGCAGGCCCUAGCCUCUGAACUCAAAACUGGCUUUACAGAAGCAAUGCAAGAACUGUCAAGGAUUCAACAUGGAGAAUAUGCUUUGGAAGAGAAGGUUAAGAGCUGUAAAUGUUCCAUGGAAGAAAAAGUUACUGAGAUGAAGAAUUCAUUAAACUAUUUCAAGGAAGAACUGAGCAAUGCCAUGUCAAUGAUUCAGGCCAUCACUUCCAAACAAGAAGAAAUGCAACAGAAAAUUGAACAACUUCAACAGGAGAAGCGAAGAGAAUCUCGAAAAGUUAAAGCCAAGAAAACUCAAAAAGAAGAACACAGCUCCCAGGCUGGGCCUGCUCAAGCACAAGGAAGCCCUUUUCGUUCCAUUAACAUCCCUGAGCCUGUUCUUCCCAGUGAAGAUUUUACAAACCUGUUGCCAUCUCAAGCCUAUGAAAAAGCCCCAGAGCCCAGAUCUGUUCAUGUAGGAGAGAGUAAUGUGAAAGGAAUGAUGGGUCCUGGAAUGAACCCAACAACUCCGGAAGCAGAAGAGAACCUCAAGCCUUGCCUUGCAGCUGAGAUCCCGUCCAAGGGCCAUCACGCCUCUGGUGUGUGGAGGCAGCCUAAGGAUGGCAAAGAAUGGGGCGAGGAAUACGUCACGAAAGACCACCCAGAUAAGCUCAAGGAAGCUGGGCAGGGCCGGCAUAGCUCCUUGGAAAAUGUUUUAUGUGAGACCUCCUUAGCUGCUAAAAGACAGACUGUGGCACUAGAACUGCUUGAAUCAGAAAGAAAAUAUGUCAUUAAUAUCUCUCUGAUCCUGAAGAUCAAGGCAACAUUCCAGGGAUCAGAUGGAAAGAGGAAUUCCAAAGAGAGAAGCCUCUUCCCUGGCUCUUUACGGUACCUUGUCCAGCAGCACCUGGAUUUGCUUCAUGCUCUGCAGGAAAGGGUCCUCAAGUGGCCACGCCAAGGAGUGCUUGGAGAUUUAUUCCUUAAGUUAACAAACGAUGAGAAUAAUUUCUUGGAUUAUUAUGUUGCCUACCUGAGAGACCUGCCUGAAUGCAUUUCUUUGGUUCAUGUUGUUGUUCUGAAGGAGGGUGAUGAAGAGAUUAAAUCUGACAUCUACACGCUGUUUUUUCACAUAGUUCAGCGCAUCCCUGAAUACCUGAUACAUCUGCAGAAUGUUCUGAAGUUCACAGAGCAGGAGCACCCUGACUAUUACCUACUCCUGGUGUGUGUUCAGCGCCUUCGAGUGUUUAUCUCACACUACACCCUGCUGUUUCAAUGCAAUGAGGAAUUGCUUAUUCAGAAACGGAAAAAACUCAAGAAGUCAUCCAUGGCGAAGCUGUACAAAGGGCUGGCUUCCCAGUGUGCAAAUACCGGGCAAGAGGCUUCUCCUACUCCAGGACCUGAGGCAGUCCGUGACAGUGGGAUCCACUCAGAAGAGAUUCUGCAACCCUACCCUUCUGCUCCCAGUUCUGGCUCUGCUGUCACUUAAGCACCUCUUGCAGUGGGAAAACAUCUGCUGCCCCCUGUGAAGAAAAGCCAACAGCAGCAGAGCCUGGUGGAGAGCAUGCAGCCCGGCAAGCCCGGCGACUGGGAGCUGGAGGGCAGGAAACACGAGCGGCCCGAGAGCCUCCUGGCGCCCGCGCAGUUCUGCACCGCCGAGCAGGACGUGAAGGCGCUGGCCGGGCCCCUGCAGGCCAUCCCGGAGAUGGACUUCGAGCCGUCGCCGGCCGAGCCGCUGGGCAACGUGGAGCGCUCGCUGCGCGCCCCGGCCGAGCUGCUGCCCGACGCGCGCGGCUUCGUGCCCGCGGGCUACGAGGAGUUCGAGUACGGCGGGGAGCUCUUCGCGCUGCCGGCGCCCUACGACGAGGAGCCCUUCCAGGCGCCCGCGCUCUUCGACAACUGCUCGCCCGCCUCCUCCGAGUCCAGCCUGGACAUCUGCUUCCUGCGGCCCGUCAGCUUCGCCAUGGAGGCCGAGCGGCCCGAGCACGCGCUGCAGCCGCUGCCCAAGAGCGCCACGUCGCCGGCGGGCAGCAGCGGCGCCUACAAGCUGGAGGCGGCGGCGCAGGCGCAGGCGCAGGCGCACGGCAAGGCCAAGCCGCUGAGCCGCUCGCUCAAGGAGUUCCCGCGCGCGCCGCCCGCCGACGGCGCCGCCCCGCGCCUCUACAGCACGCGCAGCAGCAGCGGCGGCCGCGCGCCGCUCAAGGCCGAGCGCGCCGCCCCGCACGGCGCGGCCGCAGCCGCCGCUGCGCGCGGCGCGCCCCGGACCUUCUUCCCCCAACAGAGGUCCCAAAGCGAAAAGCAGACCUAUUUGGAAGUAAGGAGGGAGAUGCAUUUAGAAGACACCACCAGAUUCUGUCCAAAGGAAGAAAGAGAAAGUGAACAAACAUCUUUCAGCGAUCAAAACCCCAGGCAAGACCAGAAAGGGGGCUUUCGCAGCUCCUUCCGCAAGCUCUUUAAAAAGAAAAAUGGGAACGCAACUGGUGAAGAUUUCUGUGGUCCUUGGGGCUGGUGGUGACAUCAAAGCUUUCCCAUUUCCAGGUCCAGUGGAUCAGAAUACAGGGAAAAAACUAAUGAGAAUCCCUCAAUGGAUCCUUCACCCACCAAACAAGAUUUCUUCAGAAACCGACUUGCUCUUGCAAAUGACCUUGACCAAGGAACAGCUGUGUAAAACAUACUUAAAGUUGUAUUAUCAAGUGGUAAGAUGAGGAUAAAAAGCUUGUAUAUAUCUGUGUAGGAAUAUAUAUAUAUAUAUAUAUAUAUAUUGAUGUAUAAAUCCCCGAGGAAAACUAAUAUAAUUACAUAAGAACUAAAUCAACAUCCAAGACAUCGAAAAGAUAGAGAUUAGUUUGUGGUUGAGAGCUGGCUUUUUGAACCUCAACAUUUGGGAAAAAGGAAAUGAAGAUUUUUCACAGUAUUGGAGAAAAACACUACAUUUGGAGGAAAAUAAAUGUAAGAACAAAAUCUCCCACCUUGAAUUCAUUCCCCCCAGUAUAAUACUCAGCAUGUUCAUAUUUAACGUGGAUGUGAAUUUUAUGCUUCCUAGGUGUUUAGCUUAUGAAUUUACCCCAUUGUUCUUAGACUAAUAUACACCGUGUUAGGGACCAGUUCUGUUUUGCUCUUUCAUAGGCCCCCGAGGCAAAACCUAUCAUCUCUUAAGGCAAAAAAAUCAAUUAACAGAAUAACAUUUUAUAUGUUACAAAUCUGAGUUGUGGAGGACUUGUGCUUAAACUGGGCUAGGAAGGUUCAAAGUUUAAAGACACUUGAAUCUUCAAACAGGAAGAGAACAUCAAGAGGACUAUUUCUCUUGUUCAGUGGUUAUCAAAAUCAGUAUAGGGAACAAUGAUUUCUCUAGAAACUUGAGACCAAAGAAACAUUUCCUCUCGUGUGGGUUGUGUUGCAGGUGGAAACAGUUUAGAGUCAAACUGAAUACUGAGGAUUCAAAGACUCGCUAGUGUUGCUGAGUGUCACACACACUUAUGACCAGAUGGGGG
Molecule: messenger RNA, 3662 nt
Organism: Talpa occidentalis (Iberian mole)
Lineage: Eukaryota; Metazoa; Chordata; Mammalia; Eulipotyphla; Talpidae
Gene: ARHGEF33
Product: Rho guanine nucleotide exchange factor 33
Molecular function (GO): guanyl-nucleotide exchange factor activity
Source: RefSeq, a predicted model, not a curated record